AAGUGGAGGAUGGAUGCAACGAAAACCGCCGAAAUUGGUGUGGUUGAAGACGAUAGCCCCAAAACUAUCUCGAACGAUGGUAGUGAGCGAACUCAUAUGUCAGACAACGUGUUGUCACAGAAAAAUGGAGACAAUGCGCCACAAACGUUCGAUCAAAAAGCUAGCGUGGGUGCAAAUGAUGAUAUUACGAUCGAUACUGUUAUGGACAAUGUAAUACAGUCGACGGAGCCUCCAGCGCGGACAAAAUCUAGUGCUACCGGUUUCAAAUGGUUUUGGCAAAGAGACACAUCUGACAACAAUAAACAAGUAGAAAAGGCCGACACACUCGAGUCGCCUAUUACACGCAAGCCUUUGACAGAGCUACCCCCUUCCGAGAAAAAGGAUACAGGGUCUAAAAUUGCAGAUUCAGAAAGUUGUACAUCUGAUAACGUACCACACAUUGCAAGUGGGGAUGCGAUUGAGGAAUCAUCCGUUAUUGAGCAAGAGGUUAAGAAGGGCGAAGGAGAGCCACUCGAAGAUGCUGAACGCUUCAAGUUCAAGUGGUGGUGGCAGAGGGCAGCCAAACCAAUCAGUAAACCUAUGGAGAGCAGCAACAACACCUCAGAAAAUAAAGAAGUGGCCGAAGAAGGUGCCAACGAAGUGGCCGAUCUCAAAGGUGCAGCAACACCCACCGAUGAGUUAACUAGCGAAUCACAGCGCACAAGCGAGAAUGUUCAGAUAUCUGAAUCCGCACAAUCUCCGGAGAUGUCCUCUGUAGCCGGAUCUGAAACGGAGAGCGCAGACACAGUGCCGGUAGGUGAUGAUGAUGCAAAUAGAGUAAUCGGCGAGGAAGAGGCGGAGCAGAUGUAUGUGCACGAAGGCUAUAACAAUGCUGCAGAAAUACCUGCGCACAUGACUGACUACUGCGGCCGAGUGUUUGAAGGCACAAUGAGGAGCACUCUCUCGAAGGAGCCCAUUUACCUGAGGCGCUGGGAGCCCAGAGAUGUAGAAAUUAGGUCGCUACUUUUCAUCUGCCACGAUCACUCAUCUCACUGUGAACGCUAUGAGCAAGUGAUUGGAGGAUUCUUGAAGCAGGGCACUUUGGUAUUCUCUCAAGAUCAUGAAGGUCACGGACACAGUGCUGGGCAAAGAGCCGAUAUGUACCUGUACAAGACCUUUGUGGCCGACGUGCUCAAGCAUGUGUACACGGUCAAAGAGCAUCAUGCGGGCUUGCCCUUGUUUGGUUGGGGGCACGGCAUGGGCGCUUGUAUAUUAAUCACAGCCGCAAGAAAGUACCCCAGUGUAUUCAACGGUUUGAUUCUGACGUCUCCGAUGCUGAGGGCUGAUCCACUUGCAAAUACGAGAUUUAAAAAGGCCCUAGCAUCUACACUCUCGUUCUUCUCACCAAGUCUGGGCGUGGGACAGC
This is a messenger RNA of Sphaeroforma arctica JP610, 1405 nucleotides long. RefSeq lists its product as hypothetical. The annotation marks the transcript as partial. Gene Ontology annotation, cellular component: membrane. Lineage: Eukaryota; Ichthyosporea; Ichthyophonida. Gene Ontology annotation, molecular function: lipase activity. The transcript has 4 exons. The record is from RefSeq and is a predicted model, not a curated record.